Molecule: messenger RNA, 318 nt
Organism: Fusarium pseudograminearum CS3096
Lineage: Eukaryota; Fungi; Ascomycota; Sordariomycetes; Hypocreales; Nectriaceae
Exons: 3
Coding region: 1-318 (105 amino acids)
Source: RefSeq, a predicted model, not a curated record
AUGAAGUUCAUAUUUGUAUCCCUCUUCUCCCUUGGUCUCGCCGUUGCGACGCCUCCGGAACCUGUCAUUCUCAAACCGCUUCCCGACAAGGCCAAUUCAGGGUGCUACCACUACACAAUCUCAAAGAAAGAUCGCUGCUGCCUUCCUUACAUCUGCGCCUGCAAAGAUGGUAACUUCUAUCUCUUCAACGACGAAGCAUGGGUAAAGACCUCCAACGGAUGCAAUCCUCCUUGGGGAAUUCUUGGAAAGUCACUGGAGGAUAUCCCAGGAUAUUGCUGCAAGGGGUGGAAAGCACCCAAACCCAAGCUUGACUGGUAG